UCUCUUUGCUUACUUCAGAAUCAAAAUCCCAUCUUGUCCAAAACAAGGGGCAGAGAGUGACCCAUAUAAGAACACUGACCACUAUUCAGGCUCUUCUAUCAUCAAAACAAACCUUUUUUCAUUGCCUUUCAAAACUACUUUCAGUUCUCUUCCUUUUCUUGUUCUUCCAGCUCUCCCAGCUCUACCUUAGAAAUCAAAGGAAGGGAAGCAAAACCCAUUCAUGUCUGUUCACAGAAGUAGCUAAUUUCAGAAAACCCACCUCAGAACUUCUCUUCUCAGAAGGUUCUAAGAGGUCAGUACACAGCAAAAAUGGCAAUUUGCACAGUGUACACAACAACCACUUCACUCAAUUCAACCUGUUCAGUCUCCACACCAACAAAAACCCACUUGGGUUUUCACCAAAGACAGGUUUUCUUCUACAGCAAUAGCAGGAAAAUCAGCAGGAGAGGCAGCAGUAAUUCCUCAGAGAUCACAUGCUCAGCAGAGGAAAAGACAGUGGUGAUUGGAUUAGCAGCUGAUUCUGGGUGUGGGAAGAGUACUUUCAUGAGGAGAUUAACAAGUGUGUUUGGUGGUGCAGCAGAGCCACCAAAGGGUGGAAAUCCAGACUCAAACACCUUAAUCAGUGAUACCACUACUGUGAUUUGUUUGGAUGAUUAUCAUUCACUUGAUAGAACAGGUAGGAAGGAGAAAGGAGUCACUGCACUUGACCCAAGAGCCAACAAUUUUGAUCUCAUGUAUGAACAAGUCAAGGCUCUCAAGGAUGGAAUUACUGUUGAUAAACCCAUUUAUAAUCAUGUCUCUGGUCUCUUAGACCCACCUGAGCUUAUUAAGCCUCCCAAGAUCUUGGUCAUUGAAGGAUUACAUCCAAUGUAUGAUUCUCGUGUAAGGGAUCUCUUGGACUUCAGUAUCUACUUAGACAUCAGCAAUGAAGUCAAAUUUGCUUGGAAAAUUCAGAGGGACAUGGCAGAGCGUGGACAUAGUCUUGAAAGUAUUAAGGCUAGUAUCGAAGCUCGAAAACCUGAUUUCGAUGCCUAUAUUGACCCACAGAAGCAAUAUGCAGAUGCAGUGAUAGAAGUUUUACCAACCCAACUCAUUCCUGGUGAUAAUGAAGGGAAGGUUCUUAGGGUUAGGUUGAUAAUGAAAGAAGGUGUUAAGUUCUUCAGCCCUGUUUACCUGUUUGAUGAGGGAUCCUCCAUCUCAUGGAUUCCUUGUGGAAGGAAAUUGACAUGUUCAUAUCCUGGCAUCAAAUUCUUCUAUGGCCCUGACAGUUACUUUGGCCAUGAGGUAUCUGUAUUGGAGAUGGAUGGGCAAUUUGACAGAUUAGAUGAGCUAAUUUAUGUGGAAAGUCAUCUGAGCAACAUCUCCACAAGGUUCUAUGGUGAAGUUACACAGCAAAUGUUGAAGCACUCUGAUUUCCCUGGAAGUAACAAUGGAACUGGUCUCUUUCAGACCAUAGUUGGGUUGAAGAUAAGGAAUCUCUAUGAGCAGAUCGUUGCUAGUAGAGCAGCAGCUCCACUAGAAGCAGCCAAAGCUUGGUAAUAACUGCAAAUUUAGUGUCCACUUUUAAGGAAAUUGUUUUUCCUUAUCCAUCUUCAACUGAGCCUAGGUGCCUGUUAGAAGUUUU
Messenger RNA from Telopea speciosissima, 1624 nucleotides. Its product is annotated as phosphoribulokinase, chloroplastic-like. NCBI's taxonomy places the organism in Eukaryota, Viridiplantae, Streptophyta, Magnoliopsida, Proteales, Proteaceae. Gene Ontology annotation, cellular component: chloroplast; cytoplasm. The record is from RefSeq and is a predicted model, not a curated record. Gene Ontology annotation, biological process: carbohydrate metabolic process. Gene Ontology annotation, molecular function: phosphoribulokinase activity; ATP binding. Bases 310 to 1539 code for a protein of 409 amino acids. The transcript has 5 exons.